AUGGCGGCGAAGAGUUCGAGUAUCACUCUGGGAGGGAAAGGAUCUGCUUUAUCUUCUUCCUCCGUUUACAAGGUUGCUUGCGGCGUCGCUAAUGUAGUUAUCGACUCUUCUGCGAUAGAGAGAUUCUCAACUAAAACCCUUCAAUCGAUAGAACGAAGCUCCUUUGGUAUACCUCAAGGGUUAACGAACGAAGAGAUCCGAGCUUCUCUGGCUGUGCUCUUAAACAAGCUUCUUUUGUCCAACUCCGGCUCUUCCUCUUCCUCCACCGUUCGUUCUCUUCUUCCGUUUAAGAUUCGGGAGAUUCUGAAUUCGAGGAACGAGAGCUUCGAGUUCGGUGAGAUUGAAGUGACGGAAGGGGAGAACAUUGUGUUGGACAAGUCGUGGGCUUCGUUGAUCGGACUAUGUUCGAUUAUAGAUCACAAAUCGACGGCUCUUUCUCAGAUUGUUGAUUCCGUUGCUGCCUUGAGCUGCGAGGCUACGAGAGGUGAUAUCACUUCGUUUAGCUCGUUUGAUUCAGGAGAUGGGUUUGGUUGUAAAGAUGCGAUUAGUGUCGCCGGUGAUCUCAAGGUUUUGCUUAAUGGCUCUAAAGCUGUGGGGAAGUUUGAAAUCGAAGAGAUUUCGAAGAUUCCGAGGAUUCAUGGCAAGUUCAGAGAUGUGGUGAAGAGCUUGCACUCGGAUGCUAGGAUAGAGUUGAAUUCGGGUGUUAAAGGAGGCAAAACCGGGUCUGGAAACUCUGGGAUCGGUGAGGCUUUAGGAGCGACAUUGUCAGGUUUGUCAAAGCCGAUUCAAAGCUUGGGAGAAUGUUCAUUCCUUCGUGCUAAGCUAUGUUUUGAGUCCAUUGGAAACGAGGAUCUGAGGACUCUGCUGGUGGAGAAGAGCUCUGUUGAGUAUGAGAAUCUGAAGAAUGGCCUUAAGCUAGCUUAUGAUGCUCUCUUCGAAGAGGACUACUGCGGUUUUGCUCAUAAAUUGAAUGAGUGUGUGGGGAUUGUUUGGAGAAUCGUUGGUUUGGAAGCAGUUGCUGCCUUCUCUGCUCUUCCAGGUGAGAAGAGAAAAGAUGCAGACAAAGAGGAGAAGAAGAGCAAAGAUGUGAAGAAGGCAGUUUUGGGGAAGGGAACAAGCGUGGUUAUACAGUUUAUCAAAGAUAAUGGUGACAAGAUGGAGCCAUUGAGCGAGUGGGUGGAGCAAAUCUUGAAUCUUUUUAGUCCGGAGAGUCACAGUUUUGAUUGCUUGUUGGCUAAAGUGAAAGAGAUUGUAGAAAGUAAUGAUUCCAGGAGACUUCCCAAGCUUCCGAAGGGUACUCGAGAUUUCGCUGAAGAACAAAUGAUGGUACGAGAGAAGGCAUUUGCAAUCAUACAAAACGUGUUCAAGAAACACGGUGCAACUGCACUUGACACUCCUGUUUUUGAACUGAGAGAGACGCUUAUGGGAAAGUACGGAGAAGACUCAAAGCUGAUCUACGAUAUCGCUGAUCAAGGUGGAGAGCUUUGCUCGUUAAGAUAUGAUUUAACCGUUCCGUUUGCGCGGUUUGUGGCUAUGAAUGGAAUCACAUCAUUCAAAAGAUACCAAAUAGCAAAAGUUUACAGAAGGGAUAAUCCAUCUAAAGGGAGAUACAGAGAGUUUUAUCAGUGUGACUUCGACAUUGCUGGUUUGUCCGAACCAAUGGGACCUGAUUUCGAAGUUGUCAAGAUUCUAACCGAGCUCCUAGAUAAGCUGGAGAUCGGAGAUUAUGUGGUGAAACUGAAUCACCGGAAGUUGCUUGAUGGAAUGCUGGAGAUAUGUGGAGUACCACCUGAGAAAUUCAGAACCAUCUGUUCGAGUAUCGAUAAGUUGGACAAGCUGUCACUUGAGCAAGUGAAGAAAGAAAUGGUGGAGGAGAAGGGUUUGGCUUCAGUGGUUGCAGACAGAAUCGGCAACAUCGUUGAGGAGAAAGGACGUCCUAUGGAGCUGUUGUCGAAACUGAGACGAGAAGGGAGCGAGUUUUUAGCUAACCAGUCAACAAAGGAAGCACUUGAUGAGUUGAGUAUAAUGUUUGAAGCUCUUGCGAGAUCAAAGUGCAGUGAGAGAAUAGUGUUUGAUCUAAGUCUAGCUAGAGGUCUUGAUUACUACACUGGCGUCAUCUUUGAAGCCGUUUGUGUAGGAGCUGAGGUUGGAUCGAUUGCUGCUGGUGGAAGAUACGAUAACCUAAUAGGAAUGUUUGGGAAAAGGCAAGUACCUGCUGUUGGCGUGAGCUUGGGGAUAGAGAGAGUGUUCAACAUAAUGGAAGAGCAGCAAAAACAAGUGGUUCGAGCGACGGAGACACAGGUUCUGGUGAGUGUAAUGGAGGAUAAUAAACUAGGGGAAGCUGCGGAAUUGGCGAGUCAGUUAUGGGAAGCUGAUAUCAAAGCAGAGUAUCUUGUGAGCAAAAGGAGAGCCAAGCAUUUCGACCGUGCUACCAAUUCAGGGAUUCCAUGGAUGGUGAUGGUCGGCAAAACAGAGCUCAGUGAAGGUGUUGUGACGUUGAAGAAGCUCGUUAAGGGAAGCGAAGAGGAGAUUUCGAACGUUCCUAGAGAUAGUUUUGUUGCAGAAUUGUUGAAACGUCUCUGA
Molecule: messenger RNA, 2583 nt
Organism: Microthlaspi erraticum
Lineage: Eukaryota; Viridiplantae; Streptophyta; Magnoliopsida; Brassicales; Brassicaceae
Source: the annotation of a GenBank genome assembly